AUGAGAAAAAGCAUAGUUGCAUUAUCCUUCAUCACUUUAGCAUGCAUUCCUAUAACCCUGGCCCUAGUUAUAGUAGAUAGUGUUGUUGCUUCGUCAUGUAUAUAUUAUAUGAAGCAAUUCGAUUGGGGCUGUAAUUCAACUGGAAAUGGAGCCACGCAGUAUACUUGUCGUUGUGGGAAUAUCGACUGGCUAGGUUCAAUUGCAAACUGUAUUUAUUCAGAGUCUACAGAUAUUGGUGAAAGAAACCAUGCAUUGAAACAUGUUGGUACCAGAUGUUAUGAUAAAUCCAAGAAGUUGUACGACUAUUAUGUAGUGGAUUUUAUUCAAUUCUACGAAAAUGCCACAGAUUUUUUACAAUAUCCUGAUAGUACGAAGGACAUAGAGGAUCAAGUAAUGCAUCCGCUAGAAGUCAACCAAACUGAUUUCAAAUACUAUUUUGAUUCGUUUCAAAACGUGAUGGAUCACGUAAAUAAAACUCAAUGGUUCGGAUGGGGAUUGAAUUUUUAUUGGGUGGUAAUUAUAGUUAUUUCGUUCAUCUAUAACUAUCGUAAUGUCUUUUUUAGGUUUAUUCCAAGCAGGGGAUGGAACAGAAUUAAAGGUAGACUUAUCCAAUCUGCUUUAUUUAGAAAUAACGAUUACAAUACAACCUAUUAUUUGGCAGACUUAAUUCCAAUUAUGCUUCCAUCUACAAUUGAGUUUGUAACAAUAAGCAUAUUCUGGAUACUUGUUAUUAUAUUUAGCAUCGUUGGUUACGAUAUGAUGUUACCAAAUGCAUACUUAGGUGGCUCAAAAUUUUUCUAUCUAUUGGAUUUCAUAUCUUAUCGUACAUGCAUAACGGCAUUUUCACUUUUACCGUCCAUGUACUUCAUGGGUAUCAGAAAUACACCCUUAAGUUAUGUUGUAAAUUGGUCAAGAAGAACAUUUAUUAGCUUUCAUAAAACUAUUGCAAUGGCUAUGUCAUUCUUAGCAUUUAUUCACUCGUGUCUGUGGACAGCAUAUACGAUCAGGGAAGGAGAUUAUGCCAUGUGGGCGGUUGAUGCAUAUUGGCAAUGGGGUAUGGUUUCUAUGAUCAUAUUAGGUUUAAUAUUGUUUUCAAGCUUGAAGUGGUUCAGAAUGGUAAUGUAUGAUAUCUUUUUAAUUCUUCACCAUGUCUUUUCAAUUGUAUUCAUUGUCGCAAUCUAUUAUCAUGUCAAUACUUUAGGUUGGCUAGGUUGGUGUUACUCAAUUAUAGCGAUUUACAGUUGGGACAAACUCUUAAGGAUAUUCAAAAUUGCAAUAUCUGGAAAUCUAAUUAAGAAAUCAAAGGUUGAAUAUUUUGAUGAAUCCGUAAUAAAGCUCUCAAUUCCAAGAGAAGGAAUGAAGUUUAGAUUUAUGCCUGGUCAGUACACUUUCUUAUAUUUUCUACAACCAUAUCCUUUACUCAAUGCAUGGCAAUCACAUCCUUUUACACUAUACAUGGAUCCACUCAAACCUGAUUGCUUAACUGCAAUUAUCAAGGUAAAAAAAGGAGUAACUAGAAAAAUCUAUGAACACAUUUUGAGGCAAUCGAUGAAGGUAUCGAAUGAUAAUUUAGAAAUUCCCUUAGUUAUGGAAGGCGUAUACGGUAACUCGCUUGUCUCCGCUAGGUUGAAUUCUACUUAUGAUUAUGUCUUAAUUGCCUCUGGUAUUGGUAUUACAAGCAUAUAUCCGUACGUUUUGGAAUUGUUAUAUCAAAAACGUUCCAACCAAACAACUAUUCGGUUAUUCUGGAUAGUGCGUGAUCUGAAUGAGUUAUUAUGGUUCCAUAAUGAAUUGAAGUUUCUAUAUGAAAAUUACUGUGAUACAAACCAGGCUAGUCCAGUUCUUAGAGUUGAAUUAAUCGUAACACGGAAUUUGGUUUUAGAUAAUCUCAAAUUAUCAGGCAAAGAAAACUCUAGUUCUACCCCAAAUUCAUCAUCGUUAAGCAGCAUUGAUCGUGUACAUGAGACAGCUGAAGAAGAAAACAAAAUGUUGGAUGACCAAGAAUCACGGCCGGAAGAGAAGGUUUUAGAUGAUAAACCAUCAAAAUUUACAUCAUUUAAGAAUAAUUCGUGCUUCAAAGUAUCAGUGUUACCGGUUAGAAGCAGGCCAUGUUUGAGCAAUUUAAUUCGAAUUAAUAAAAUCAAAAAUACUACACAUUUUAUAGUUUGUGGACCAUCCAAAUUCAGUGAUAGUACUAGGAGUAUGGUCAAUUUAUAUAGAUUAGAAUUAGACUGCAACUAUGAUAUUGAAUACCAUGAAGAAAGUUUCGAGUGGUAA
Messenger RNA from Debaryomyces hansenii CBS767, 2277 nucleotides. RefSeq names its product ferric reductase family protein. NCBI's taxonomy places the organism in Eukaryota, Fungi, Ascomycota, Pichiomycetes, Serinales, Debaryomycetaceae. Gene Ontology annotation, molecular function: ferric-chelate reductase activity. Gene Ontology annotation, biological process: iron ion transport; intracellular iron ion homeostasis; copper ion import. The transcript has a single exon. The record is from RefSeq and is a predicted model, not a curated record. Bases 1 to 2277 code for a protein of 758 amino acids. Gene Ontology annotation, cellular component: plasma membrane.